Cuscuta campestris is the source of this 1174-nucleotide messenger RNA. The record is from the annotation of a GenBank genome assembly. Lineage: Eukaryota; Viridiplantae; Streptophyta; Magnoliopsida; Solanales; Convolvulaceae.
GGAACAAUUCAAAGCAACUUCUAAGACACAUGCUAGUACUCUUAUUUUGAAGAUGGUGACUACUAAAUACGAUGGGAUAGCGGCAUUCGUGAGCACAUCAUGAUGAUGAACGACAUGGCCCGUAAGCUUAAGGGAUUAGACAUGGAGAUCAGUGAAGGUUUUCUGGUGCACUUCAUCAUGACUUCUCUUCCUGCAUCUUUUGAAGCUUUCAAGAUCAACUACAACACCCAGAAGGUCAAGUGGUCGAUGAAUGAGUUGAUUGCUAUGUGUGUACAAGAAGAAGAGCGUCUGAAGCUGGACAAACCGGAUGUGGCUUACCUCAUGACCGCUAAUCCAAAGAAGAGGAAGGGCAAUGUCGAUAAGAAGGAAUUUUCUAAAGUCCAGAAACGUGAUGCAAGUGCUUCUUCCAGCUCUAAGAACUCCAAAGGGAAGUCUUACUGCAAGUUCUGCCGCAAGGAAAGUCUUGGCAGUCUUUCUGUCUAUGUUCUUCCUUGCGGCAGAACUUGCAAAACCAAAGAUGCUCAUUUCCUUGAAGAUUUUGAGGUCAGUGGGAGCAGUGAAAACCCUUAUGAUGAAUUGCUAGAAGUACAAGACGUGGGGGGGGAAGACUUGUCGAUUACUUUACCUCAAAUUACUCCUCUUGUACUCAAUGCCAAUCCGCAGGACACUGCACCUCCUCCUAUUCCAAAUGUACCUGGAAAUGAAGACACCUCAAAUGAUCACCAUCAAGACAAUGCCGCCAAUGCUCAAUCCGAAAAUUUGCUCAGGAGAUCAUCUAGGUCUAAAAGGCCUACUAACUUUGAUGAUUAUGUUACCUACCUGACUGAUCGUCUUUACCUACGACCUUUCAAAUGACUAGGAUGGAGAAUAUUACUUCGAUCAUUAUGACUUACUUAGAGGAAGAAAACAAAUGUCAAGCUUCAAAAGAUUAGGGCCACCGGACAAAUAUCAAAUCGCCAAAUUAACAGUCCAGGUUUGGGGAAGAAGCUUCGGGUACCGGACGACUUGGGGAAGAAGUUCAGCGGCUUCAGUGCUUUAGCCUUGCACAUCUCAAUUCUCAAUCUGGGUUUGGGGAAGAAGGUUCCCACGCAAAUCGAAAAAUCGGCUGAAGCUUAGGCCGCCGGACAAACAUCUCAAUUCUCAUCUCAAUUACAGGACGAAAUAGGGUUUGUGU